UUUCAUUGCUGUUUCCUUCUUGCUGCUGCCUCUCAGUUAAUACCCCUGUGCAUUCUUUACACUCCAUCCCCUUGCCCCCUGUUUGUUUAUUUAUUCGUGCCUUGCUCCUCCGCUCCUCCUCCCCUCUCUCACUCACUCACUUCCUGUCUGUGUUCUCCCACUCUCUGACCCACUUCAGCACCACUUGGGCCUGUUGCGGGUAUGCCUUCUUUGUCCUCUUUGAUGAUUUCAUCUCUGUUCUACACUCCGUUCACACAAGUUCAUCUCCUUUUCGAAUCAUGGGAUCCUGCCUUCAUCAGCACGAUUGCGAGGAAUAUGAGUGUGCCGGCGAUUGGUCUCUGUACAAGAACAUUGACAUUACUGGGGUUACAGCUUUGAACGAAACAGUGGAAGGAAGUGCAAAAAGUGUUUUUAAACCUUGGGAGCAGCGUUCAGAUUUAUCAACCGUAUUGGCUAGCAAUGACGAUGAUGCUGAGCUUAUUGUUUUUAUACCGUUUACCACGGAUGUGAAAAUCAAGAGCAUAUGUGUCGUUGGCGGUGUUGAUGGUCACAGUCCUUCAAAGAUGCGAGCCUUUUUGAAUAGAGAUGAUAUUGAUUUCUCACAAGCGAAUGACUUAACACCUGUUCAAGAAUGGGAACUGGCUGAAAAUAUAAGAGGGGAACUUGAAUAUCCAACCAAGUAUGCCAAGUUUCAAGGAGUUGCAAGCCUUACGCUCCACUUUCCGUCAAACUUUGGGGCCGAUGCGACGCAUGUGCAUUAUAUUGGAUUACGUGGAGAAGCUACACAAAUGAAAAGAGAUGCUAUAGCAAACACGGUUUAUGAAGCUAUGCCAAAUCCAUCCGAGCAUAAGAUUUCACAAGAACAAGGGAUGCCACAGGUGCUGUAGGCUACUUGGAAACAUGAUCAUGCAAUCAUGACAUGAUCUGCUUCAGGCUCCGUCUUGUUGGACUGAAUAUGUAUCAGACUCCUCAGAAGAACCCUUCGAGGUCAAGCCGAUCUGUAAAGCUGUCUCAGAGCUUUUGAAGAUUUUUCGGAAGUCUUAAAUAGUAGGCUCUACUCCAGGUUGAUAAUGGUUUCAACUAAUUUGGCUAAGUGACGUUCCUAUUGAUCUUUAGGUUACUGUGGAUUGGAAGGAUUAAAUCUUGUCGGAUCUUUGCUUCCGAUCACUGUACAAGAAUAAUAGUAAAUUUUCAUCAUGAUUAAUCCUCGGAAGAUAAAAUAUACUGUGUUGUGAUACUCUACUCUUUUACAUGGUAAAUUUUUGGCA
Physcomitrium patens is the source of this 1268-nucleotide messenger RNA. The record is from RefSeq and is a predicted model, not a curated record. Lineage: Eukaryota; Viridiplantae; Streptophyta; Bryopsida; Funariales; Funariaceae.